Messenger RNA from Salvia splendens (bonfire salvia), 3130 nucleotides. Its product is annotated as phosphatidylinositol-3-phosphatase myotubularin-2-like. Gene Ontology annotation, cellular component: cytoplasm. NCBI's taxonomy places the organism in Eukaryota, Viridiplantae, Streptophyta, Magnoliopsida, Lamiales, Lamiaceae. The transcript is spliced from 15 exons. The record is from RefSeq and is a predicted model, not a curated record. Gene Ontology annotation, molecular function: phosphatidylinositol-3,5-bisphosphate phosphatase activity; phosphatidylinositol-3-phosphate phosphatase activity. Gene Ontology annotation, biological process: phosphatidylinositol dephosphorylation. The coding region runs from base 1386 to 2546 and encodes 386 amino acids.
AAUAAGCAAUUUGAACUCUAACUAUACGAUGUGCCCUACCUAUCCAUUUGCCUUGAUUAUCCCAAACUCUAUCAGUGAUGUCGAGAUACAGCAGGCUUGUACCUUCCUUGCACGUUGUAGAUUGCCUGUAAUUUCCUGGUGUAAUCCAGGAACUGGAGCUGUCCUCGCCCGAUCUUCACAACCACUGGUUGGCCUCAUGAUGAACAUGCGAAGCAAUUCUGAUGAGAAACUAGUUGCCGCACUUUGGACUCAACUUUCUGGAGUAAGGGAACGCCGGAGGAAGCUGUAUAUAGCUGAUGCAAGGCCUAGAAAAAAUGCACUGGCAAAUGGUGCAAUGGGUGGUGGGUCAGAAUCCUCCGCCAACUACUCCCAGUCUGAGUGAUGUUAUCAAGCAACGGUGCUCAGCAAAAAAUGGUGGCUUCGGCAAAUAAGCAUCGCCGAGAUGUAGAAUUUGAAGUGGGAGAUCUAGUGUUCCUGAAAUUUCGGCCUUUCUGUCAAGCGACAUUGUUCAAGGUCUCUAAUCGAAAGCUUGCUCCAAGGUUCUUUGGACCCUUUCCUAUUAAGGAGCGUAUUGGUGAGGUUGCAUAUAGCUUACAACUUCCAGCGGAUGCUAAGAGUCGCCCAGUGUUUCACGUCUCUCUUCUUAAAAAGGCCAUCGGGGCACACACUGCUGACACAAACCUGCCCGAAGAACUCAACAUGGAUGAUCCACCCUUUCUACCAGAACUUAUCCUCGACAGCCGAAGGGUGCAGCGUGAAGGGCGAGAAGUGGAGCAGGUGUACACUGCUGACACAAACCUGCCGAAGAACUCAACAUGGAUGAUCCACCCUUCUACCAGAACUUGUCCUCGACAGCCGAAGGGUGCAUCGUAAAGGGCGAGAAGUGGAGCAGGUGUUACUGAAGUGGCUCGAUUACCCAAUAGAUGACACGACGUGGAUGGACGUGGAGGAUGUCCGCGGUCAGUUUCCUUACUUCCGCCUUGUGGGCAAGGCUUUUUGCAGCCCCGAGGCAGUUGAUAACGGAGGCAGUAAGUGGAAAGUCUACAAACGGGGUCAUCGCCACGUCAUUGACUGGAAUGAAGAUAUGCAGGAGGUGGCCAAGUGAUGUGCAGCGGCAAUUCAAUGCUGAUGAGAAACUAGUUGCGGCACUUUGGACUCAACUUUCUGGAGUAAGGGAACGCCGGAGGAAGCUAUAUAUAGCUGAUGCAAGGCCUAGAAAAAAUGCACUGGCAAAUGGUGCAAUGGGUGGUGGGUCAGAAUCCUCCGCCAACUAAUCCCAGUCUGAGAUUGUCUUCUUUGGUAUAGACAAUAUACAUGCAACGCGUGAGAGUCUUGCUCGGCUGAGAGACUAUGUUGAUACUCAUGGUGCCAAGUCAUCUGACGGGAUGUCUUCAUUUUUGAGGCACGGUGGAUGGACUCGGGGAGGAGGAAAUCUCAGCAGUAUGUCUGCUUCAGUCUCAACUCUGGGGGACAGUGGCUGGUUGAUACACAUUCAGAGUGUCUUGGCUGGCUCAGCAUGGAUUGCUGCCCGCAUUGCUCUAGAAUCAGCUACAGUGCUGGUUCACUGUAGUGAUGGAUGGGAUAGAACAACUCAGCUGGUUUCUCUUGCAAGUUUGCUGCUAGAUCCAUACUACCGGACGUUCAAAGGUUUCCAGGCUCUUGUAGAAAAAGAUCGGCUUGCAUUUGGUCAUCCAUUUUCAGAUCGUCUGGGACUGCCUACUGUAUCUGGAAGUGAAAGCAUCCCUGAAAUUACACGACAGACAUCUACUGGGAGUUUAAGCUCAUCUCCUAGUCGCCAAUCAUCCUCAUCUCAGUCUACAUCUACUCAUGCACAAAAUAACUGUUCACCUAUCUUCCUGCAGGUUUUCCUUGUAGAUUUAGUAGACUCUGCACUUUCCUGCCGGUUUGGAAACUUUUUCUGUAACAGUGAGAAAGAAAGGCAGCAAGCUGGUAUUUAUGAUGCAUGUGGGUGCUUGUGGGUGUACUUGGCUGAUUUGCGUGCUUCAGAUAGAUCUUCUGGCCAUCAUAACCAUUUCUACGACGCAUCAAAAGUUCAAGGUCCAUUAUUACCUCCUGCUGCAGCUUUAGCACCAACACUUUGGCCUCAGUUCCACCUUCGAUGGGCAUGUUCAUCAGAAGCCCAAGCUGGGGAGAUAGAGGCACAUUGUAGAAACAUGGCUGAGAAAAUAUCUGAAUUGCAGAAGGAAAAGGAUAUAGCAGAGGCAAAACUAAGAGAAACAACUUCAACUGUGGCGUCUUUGACUGAUGAGUUGCGAAAUGAGAAGCUCAACAGCAGCUCGGUAAGGGACUGGGCUAGGAGUGCCAAAAAGGAAAAUGUUGCUAUAAAGCGGGCAAUACAAUCACUUGGGUGCAAGGUUCAGUUUUCUGAAGACGGUGAUUGUAUUGUUGGCAUCGAGAACAUCGCAGCAGAGAUUCCUCAAAAAUCUCUCUUUUCCAUUGUGGAUAUGCAGUCUAGUUUGUACCAGACAGUCUCGUGUACGUUACCCGUGAAGAAGAUGAAGAUGGUGAUUCCAUCAACCCUAUAAACCAGGUAUGUGAAUCUUUAUGCCCUCUACGCACUCGAGAGGGAGGGUGUAGAUGGCCCGAAGCCGGUUGUGCCCAAUUUGGAAGCCAGUUUGUCGGUAUGAAGGAGAACUUUGAUGCUUUUGACCGGCUUUCUAUAUACGACAGCUAUUUCCAGUCACAAUAGAAGCUUUGGAGGUUGUUACAAUGCAUUUUUGUGAGAGAAUAUAAAAAAAGAUGGGACCCUCACAUUCAACAAGGGUCUUCUGGAGGUGUACAUACAUAGGCAUGAGUCAGCAUUGAUUUCUAGCGAUCCAAGAAGGUAGCACAAGGUAAAUUCGGUGUAAAGUGCAUAACGCCAUUCAUGUCAUGGGGUUUGGCUGUAACGGGUUUCUACGGCUUUAACAUACUCUCACGUCAUGGGGUUUGGCUCUUACGGUCUAAAUCCCCUGUGUAAAGGUUAGCAGUCGACAUUCAGCGACAGGUAGUAUGUGUAUAGAAUCCUACUCCCCACGUCACUUUUAGUAUGUCGGACACAGGUUUUUAAGAAAUGUAAUAAAAAAUAUUUUCUUUUACUAAGAUGAAUCAAUAAUUUAUUAUGAUAAAA